This is a messenger RNA of Dicentrarchus labrax (European seabass), 1698 nucleotides long. RefSeq names its product peroxisomal biogenesis factor 10 (gene pex10). Gene Ontology annotation, molecular function: zinc ion binding. NCBI's taxonomy places the organism in Eukaryota, Metazoa, Chordata, Actinopteri, Moronidae. Bases 323 to 1300 code for a protein of 325 amino acids. Gene Ontology annotation, cellular component: peroxisomal membrane. The record is from RefSeq and is a predicted model, not a curated record. The transcript is spliced from 6 exons. Gene Ontology annotation, biological process: protein import into peroxisome matrix.
CUUCCAGUGUGUAACUUGAUUUGGCUGCAUGAAACUGAACAGCUACUCUACGCGGAUAAGAGAGGAUAAUAUUACAGAAUACACAGCACGGACACAAUAUGGUAGCUAGGUUAGUUUGUUGUGUUUUGCUCGCUGCCCGGUGACAUCUUGAGUGUUUGCUAGUCUGAGCAUUUAGCACUUUGUAUGCUACAUGCUAGUGUACAACCUAACGUUACUGUAUGGAAGUAAAACUCCUGCCAGUGGUCAGAAACAUUUCGCCAUGAACUGUAACUCGGUUUGGGAAUGUUAGCAUCUGAAAUUAGCUCUCUGAUGCUAGCUGACAAUGUCCCUCGCUCCUGCAAACCAGUCCCAGUUCAUCCGGUCCAGUCAAAAGGACGAAUAUUAUCAGACCUUCCUCAGAAACAACGCCAACGAAGCGUUUCAAACACUUGCUGGGUCCAAAAGAUGGCUGGACUGGAGGAGAGAGAUAGAGUUGCUGUCAGACCUCGCAUACUAUGGCUUAACAACAUUCUCAGGUUACCAAACCUUGGGCGAGGAAUAUGUCAACAUCGUCCAGGUGGAUCCCACUAAACGUCAAAUCCCCUCUCGGGUCAGACGAGGACUCUUUGUCCUCUGCCACGCCUUCUUCCCUUACCUCCUGGACAAGGUCCUGGUGUGCCUGGAGAAUGAGCUGGAAGGCGGGCGGGAGAGCCGCAGUGGUGUCGGUCGGCGGCAGGCGGCGUCCGGAGUGUGGAGCCUUGAGUUUUGGCUGAGGAGGUUGAUGCAGAGGGCGGUGGGGCUGCUGUCCGAGCCUCAGAGGAGGGCGUGCCUGCCAGCCGUGUUCAUCCUCCAGCAGGGUCUCACCCUCCUGCACAGACUCCAUGUGGCUCUUUUCUACAUCAGCGGCUCCUUCUAUCACCUGUCUAAGAGGGCGGCUGGAAUCAGUUAUCUGCGUGUGACAGGGCUGAACGGCGAUGACGGAACCAUCAGAAGCAGCUACAGGCUGCUGGGGGUCGUGUCCCUCCUCCAGCUGCUCAUCACAGUUUGUCUGCAGCUCAACAACUUCAGACAGAGACAGAGAGCCCGGCAGGAGUGGAAGCUCCACAGGAAUCUCAGCCCUGAGCGCACACCGGGCUCGGGGCCCAGAGUCGCCCGCUGUAUCUUGUGCCUGGAGGAGAGGAGAAACUCCACCUCCACUCCCUGUGGACACCUCUUCUGCUGGGAGUGCAUCACGGAGUGGUGCAACACGAAGGCAGAGUGCCCCCUGUGUCGGGAGAAGUUCCAACCUCACAGACUGGUGUACCUGAGGAACUACAGCUGAACUACAGAGCCGGAUCUCUCUCUGCUCUCUCUCACACACACACACACACACACACACACACACACACACACACACACACACACACACACACACACACACACACGCUGCUGCUGCUGCUGCUGCUGGACCAUAAUGCAUUCUAAUACCUGUGCAUGCAGGCUGCCCAUCGGGAACAUGUGAAGACAUAAACAAUAUUUUCCGGCAGUCACACAGAACUUUGUGCCAACAUACUGCAGCUUCCUAAGGCAUAAACAUUCAGCCUUUAUGUUCUUUUCAUUCUUUUUGCAAAGUGAAUUCCUCUUUUGUUGUUGAUUGAGAAUUUAAUUUUGGAUUGUGUCAGUUGAAAGAUGUAAAUAUUACUGUUAAUUUAAAUAAACCUUUGACAGAUCCUAAUAUAA